Molecule: messenger RNA, 1341 nt
Organism: Akanthomyces muscarius
Lineage: Eukaryota; Fungi; Ascomycota; Sordariomycetes; Hypocreales; Cordycipitaceae
Exons: 1
Coding region: 1-1341 (446 amino acids)
Source: RefSeq, a predicted model, not a curated record
AUGCUAUUCGAAGCCAUAGUUACUCUUCUAGCGGUAACUCGCACCACCAACUUAGCCGCUCGAGUCACCGGAGUGAGGACCUUUCUUCCAGCGCUCGCGCCGAAACGCUUUGCGUUGCUCGCUGGCAUGGACGAAGAGAUUAUUGCGCGACAGAUGGACGGAUGCACCUCAUUCGACGACGAACCUUGGGCUCAGUACUGGACAGAAAUCGCGUUUUCUCACAUGGACGAGCUGGAUCAUGAAUUGGGAAAAGCGAGGCUGCCGUCGAUCAAGGGCUAUGUACGAGGUGACAGAGGUGCAAAGGGGCCGCCACCUGAAGUAUGCGCAUAUAUCGGCGUGGGUGCCGUGUUGCUCCAGAGUAGCCCGCUCGGGGCCGUGACGAAUAUAGCCGAAUUAACCAAGGCUGCUCCAGCAGGGCAGCAUGGGCCGAUCAUCGCAAUGGACGCGGCUCUCAAGGCCAUGGCCUACCUAUUCCAGGCGUCAUGGCCCGGCCGCACGCCGAAACGCAACGCAGCGUAUUCCAUGUCCACGCGUCUCUUUGACAUGAUACUUGACGCCUGCGCCCCAGUGCUCGACAUACAGAUCCGACGCCACGUCCUCCACUCGCAUGACGAAGAAGUCGUCCUUUAUGGGCUCAUACGCAGCUCGACCGGUGGUGCCAGCCAGCCAGCCAAGAACAGCUUGCCCGGCGUACUGGUCACAAACGGUCUCGAAGGAACAAAUGCAGAGUCAAUGUUGCCCUUUCUGCGCAGCGACCGGCUAUCUGAGGGCGCGUGCUUCUUCAUGGAGAUGCCGAGCACUUAUGCGUACAAGGCACCCAUGAGCCUCGGUGUGACCGAGCGCAUAUACGCCGACGCCAUCUCCUUUAUUCAGGCGCUGGACUAUGUAGACAGCAGCAGGAUUGGCAUGGUCGGAUUUAGUUUCGGCGGCCACUGGACCACGAGGAUGGCCAUCAUCGACAAGCGCCUCAAGGCGGUGGUUGUCAAUGGCGCGCCGUUGCGCCACAGCCUGCUUCCAUCCGGUGCGUUUGGCAUGCCGCAAAUCAUGAUUGAAGCUCUCUCGCGCGCCGUGGGAGCCAAUACGCUGAGUCUGUCCGCCAAAUUGAGCGCUCUGGCGCCCUCGCAGGACGAACUGCGAUCUAUCUCCUGCCCCGUGCUGGCCAUUAAUGGCGAUACCGACACGCUGAUCGCUACCAGAGAUACUGUCGAGUUGGCCGAAUUGGCGCCCAAUUCUUGCUUGAAGCUUUAUCCAGAUGACGACCAUUGUGCCAUGGCUCACGCGAGAGAAUGGCGUGAGCUAUCGCUAGACUGGAUGCAGACUCAUUUAGCAGCAAAAGUCUAG